UCCCCGAGGGUUUAAAUAUUCUAUUCGUCGACUACGCCGACGCGAAGUUACCUGGAAGCCUACGAAGUUGCCGAAGCUAACGAUACCAUCCUUCCGUUUCGCGGCGUCAUCGUACGGUCUCGCGGCUUCGUCGAUAGCCGGUUGUUUCGAGAUUCGCCGCGCGAAGCAGCAGGUCGUUUGUCUGUGUUUUCUAUCGCGGAGUUCGCGGGAAAAUGAGGGAUAACGUUGUGCUCGAGCCUCGAGCCGGCUCUCCUUUUAUAGCCCCCGAGGAGCGUCGAACCAGCUCGCUUCCGGCGAGCCGUUGCUGAAUACCCACGUUUUGUUUAUUCGUUUCGCGACGACCGGGGCCGGAAGUCGGGGGACACCGCCAUUUUGGUACCGGAUCACUGUUGCGGAGGAGUAUGUACGGAAUUCAACGAGACACCGAGCUUGUUGCGAAGGUGUUAUUUAAGAUUCCGGAUGAAGAAUUAAAGGGAGUACAAUAUUUUGUGGUUUUAGAGUGAAUAAACUAAUAUCAGCUUAACCGUGCUUAUUUAUUGAAAUCAUAAAAGAGAGGUCAUGAAGAGAACACAAUGAUAAUAACAAUUUCGCGAUCUCCAAAAGUUAUAGAAUAAUAUUUCCAGUCAAGAAUACGAUCAACCAAAUACUAACAUUACAUAAUAACAUUAACGCGAACACUAAAGCUGCAAACGAAGCAACGAAGAGGAGCGUAACAUCUUGGAAUAACGUGGCAAUGCUUCUUUGUCGUCGUCAACUAGAAACGAGCUACUAGAACCAUAACGUGUGCAACAAGAAGAUCGCUCCAAACGAACGAUGUGAACAAACGUCUCUCGUACUGUUUCGCCGACGUCGUCGCCACGAGCAUCGCGGGACCAUGAAGACGUCAUUGAUGUAUUCGAUACUGUUUUGCAUGGUGGUACAGAUACGGUCCGCGUCGCCUCUGGGAAUCGCCUCUCUGCACAACAGAUUGCAUUAUUUCACGGCAGCCGCCGGUCCCUCGAUCGACCAAGAGACCGAGAACCUGAAGAGGAUCCUAAAUUUCAUCAACAAGUCUCCAGAGUUCCGCCCCUUAACGCUGUCAGUGGUGUUGCCGAGAUUUCGUUCGAGCUUCGUCGAUUUCCUGCUCGAAUACGUCAACGAGAGCUCGAUGGAGGCCUUCAAGGUCAUGUUCCGGGAUCUGUCAUCGACAGAGACCCUGUCGAAUCGAACGCAGCUCACGUGGAUCAUCUUCGCGAGAGAUCUAUACAACCUCUACGCGUACAUCUAUUGGCAGCCGGGACUUUGGAAGAGCAGCAAUCAGUAUCUGAUAUUCAUUACGAGCAGAAAAGUCACGCUGGACUGGAGAGGCUUGCUGAAGACGUUGUGGCGGAAACACAGGGUCUACAGAAUCAUGAUCGUGUCUUUGCGCGAUAAAUUUCGCUGUCUCGUUGGGUUUAGACCGUUCGAGAUCAAAGAUGGCGAAUUUGGAGACGUUAGGAAGCUGUGUUUUCAAUCUGCCCCGACGAAGGGCCCCGUCUUCAACGUGUCUUCGAAUCACUCUGAAGAGAAUCGUGUGACGACGUUGAAGCCUGUCGAAGCACGAGAGGAGAUACUGAACGAAAACACUCGCUUGUUCGAGACCUUUCAUAACUUGAACAACUAUCCCUUGAACGUGCUAGUCUUCGAAUCCUUGCUGUCGGGGAUCGGCUACGACGAUCAGCAUCGGCUGAAACUGUUCAAGGUAGACGGAUACGUAGUUUACGCCCUGGAGGACGCCCUGAAGUGUAAGUUCCGCAUGAACUUCAUGAGGAAAUUCGCCUGCAAGAUGAACGAUCCUUUCGACAAGUCGCUGAAAGAGAUCGAGAACGGAAACGCGGAGAUGGUGAUCACCGGGUUCUUCGUCAAGCAGUACCCCAGACACACGAAGUUCCAGUUCACGUCCUCCAUGUACGAGGACAAGCUGUGCUUCCUGUCGCCGGAUUCCGGCCUGGUGCCUAAAGCCUACAUGCCGUUCAUGCCCUUCGAGAAGGACCUGUGGGCCGUGCUGAUGAUAUACAACGUUCUAGUCACUUUGCUGUGGCGUUUCUUGAAGGGUGUCAGCCCGGCACAUCGUCGGGCAAAGGUGGCUGAGCAGGUUGGGAUGAGUUCUCUCUGCGAUGAAUCUAGGAGACACCUGAACGAGAUGGCGGAUGGCUCGCCGAUGGCUUCGAAGCCUAGAAGAGGACCACCGGAAAUGCCGGAGCCGAUGCUAAAGUUCUUCCAUUUCGUCGAACAACUCUGCUAUCCUUUUCCGAGGGAAGAGACCCAUGCGCAAAGAUUCCUGCUCGCCGGCACGCUGUUCUUCGGACUCAUAGUGAACGGCGUCUAUCAAAGCGGUCUGGUCUCCAGUUUGAGCAAGCCCUUCCACUAUCCUCAGCUGCGCACGCUGGAGGACGUGAUAGGCUCCGAAAAAAUGCUGAUCACCAAAUACGCGAAUCUGAAGACAGCCUUUUUGGACGACACGCCGGUCGGCACGAAGCUCCAACAGAUGAUCCACGUGAUCUGCACGCGGAGGGAGACGAAAGCUCUGGUCGCGUACGAUAAUAAAAUCGCCAUUACCAGGUAUUACAGCAUGCUGCUCGGCGAUUACGCGUACUACGACAAGGAUGGCAACCCGUUGAUCUACGUGGUCGACGAGUUUCCCAUGAACUAUCGGGUGUCCUAUGUCCUGCGGUCACCAUCGCCUUAUGCAGAACGGGUGAACUUCGUCUUGCUGAGGCUGAACGAGGCCGGGCUCCCCGACUUCUGGAUCAAGAAGACGUUGCUCAAGCUGACGAUCGCGAAGAUGAGGCGGAAGCUGAAGAACGAGAAGAUGAAGAUCAUACUCACUCUGAGCCAUUACUCGCUCACGUUUUUGCUGCUGCUUGCUGGCUUGAUCGGCUCCGGUGUCAUCUUCUUCGUGGAAGUCUAUAUGGCUGGACGAGCUAGAUUUGGUUGACUAGUUAUCGUAGCGAAUUUAGGGGAGGUAACUGAUCGUAGGCUGAAGACUUUUUGUUGUUUAUGGUUGGGGGAAAGCUUGGCGAAUUGGCUACUCGAUCAAGAGAUUAAACUUUUACAGGCCGGAGCUGUGUGUAGGAGUUAAAAACUUGAUUAUAUAACAGAGAAUUGUGAAUGGAUAUGUGGGACAGGAUAUUGCUAUUACUGAAAAUUGCUUAUGUUAUUAUUAUAAUCAUAUUACUAGUACUGUUACUAA
Megalopta genalis is the source of this 3211-nucleotide messenger RNA. RefSeq lists its product as uncharacterized. The record is from RefSeq and is a predicted model, not a curated record. NCBI's taxonomy places the organism in Eukaryota, Metazoa, Arthropoda, Insecta, Hymenoptera, Halictidae.